GAGGGUCGUCUGAUAGGGAAGCAGAGUUCACAAGGAAGGUGGGGGGAUGGGAGGAGGCCAGCGUUUGAGCCCCACAUCCCCCACUUCCCCGAUCCCUCCAGGCUUGGGUUUGGAGCCCCGUGGUCCGUGGUCCGAGCUGAGCCUGGGCUCAGCGGGGCCCCCUCAGCAGAGGCCGGUGUGUGAGUGUGCGGUGUGUUAAACACUCGCCGUGACCCUCUUUCUUGCCCUGGCUGCCUCACGGAAAUGAGCUCUGGGACCGCCCGCGGAAACGCGGCAGUAAUGUGGGGUGGGGGUCCAUGACCGUGCGGGGCGGAAGGUGGUGGUCCUCAAGCGCUACAGCCUGGACCCAGCCAGGAAUGCAGCCGAGAGGAGAGGGCUCCGGUUAGCACCCCCACCUGCCCGAGGGCCCCCUCCCGCACAGCCCUUCCAGGAGGACCAACCUCAGCCUUUGGCUUUGCCCUGAGUGCCCGGGAGUCAUGCCCCAGCGCCCGACUCCUGGGCGCAGGAGCCCGGAGCAAAGAGCAGCGGUGUCUCCCCCCCUCCCAGGGGCUCAAAUAGCUUUCCCUGGAUCUACUUCCUGCCGUUGUGUUCCCAGCCUGGCCAGCUUCCCUCACUCCGUGCUUCCCUCCCCCUUCUUCCCUCCCCCUCCCCCCCUCCUUCCCUCCUUCCCUGGCUGGUGCUUGCAAGGGGAAACUACCCCGGCCCCCACUAGCCCCCCCCCCCUGCUGCUCACAGGCAGGGAGGCCAGAGGCUUCUUUUCAUUGGGCAGCAGACUCCCCAGGCCACCCUUGCUUUUGAAGACUGGGUUGUUGGUGAGGGGUGAGUGUCCCUCCGACUGGGGGGAGGGGGGGGCAGGAUGUGCAGGGAGAGGUGAGCCCCUCAAAGGAUUUGUUGUUGGGAAAAUCUCUGUCCUCCGAAGGCGGUAUCACUGGAUGUGCCUGCCCCUCAAAGUUCUGUUAUUUCAGGCACGAUCUCAUCAGCUGGGCCUGUGGCUGGUUUUUCUGGGGGAUUCUGUCCUCAAAAGGCAGACCCCUCCUCCGUGCCUCUUGGAGUGGUUACCAGCUUGUGCUCCGAAUCUGUGGUGACACAUCGCCGGCCCCUGGUCCAUGCGGGGUGUGCCAGCCUCACCGGCAUCAUCAGCACCAGGCAGCUUCAUCAAUUCUGGGUGUCGCUGCUUUUCCAGGAACAAAAUAGUCCGUGAGGGACUGUCUUCACCAGGGAGAUGCCCCUAGAAAGUAUUGGCUGCAAACUUCCUUCUAUGUGGGGACGGCACUGGGGGAGGGUCCCCAGCUGCCUCCCAGGCCUCCCCCGGACUGCAGUGAAGAGUGGGCAGCGUGGGUGGCCGGUGCUGGCCGGCCGAGACCCUCAACGCCCAGCACAGUGUCUGAGUCAUAGCAUUUAACAACGAGGUAAGUCAAGCGUGUCUGCCGGGGAAGCGUGGAGCGGGUGCAGGCACGUCCCGGACACGUGCACACCCUCACCCACUUUGCAGGCUGCCCGUGGGAAAGGCGGGGCAGCCAGCCCUCCAUGGAGGGGGAGCCCUGUGAGACCAGGCUUUCAGAUGUGUCCCCCAGAGCCUCGCCCACCUGGCGUUCAGCUGUGCCACCUGGAAGCGGGGGUGGUGGUGUGGGGAUGGUGCCCAUGCAGGAGGGCUUGCUGGCCAGGAAGGGUGGGCUCCGUGGCCCCUUACAGAGGCUCCAGCUGUGCUGUGCUGGCCACGCUACGGGAGGAGCCCCUUGUCGACACCGUGCGGGUGCCUUCUUCCCGACCAGCUGGUAGAGCAAGUAGGGGUGGGGGGCCCCGUGGAAGCAGGGAGUGGGCAGCUGGGCUUCUCCCACCUCCAUUUCCCAGAGCUGCUCCCUGGUCCUCCUCUGGGCUCUCCUGCCCCUGCUCACCGAGAGGGGACGGGUCUCAGCCGGGAACUUCCCGGCAGAGUGGCAGCACAGCCACUGACCAGCUGCCACAUGGGGUGUGCAGGGCUCCAGUGGGCGAGGCCCCUUGGCAGGGCCGCCAGCCGGUCGUCGGCACAUGAGAGGGUCUCAGCAGCGAGUGCUCUGUGGGCCUCCUUGGACACUAGCAGACAGGCCUCUGGUGGCCGCAGUUCAAGCUCUGUUCACUGAGUUGGAGCGUUGGGAUCUCGAUGUGAGGGUCUCAGGCAGCAUGGAGAAAGUUCUAGUGCUUCCUGGAAAGUGUGUCUGCCCUUCCUAGAGCAAUAGAGCAAACGUUAUAGAGGCGGACCCAUCUUAGUCUGCUUGGGCUCCAGAACACAACACGAGAGGGGCGCCUGGGUGGCUCAGGCGGUUGAGCGUCCGACUUCGGCUCAGGUCAUGAUCUCACGGUUCGUGACUUCGAGCCCCGCGUCGGGCUCUGUGCUGACAGCUCAGAGCCCGGAGGCUGCUUUGGAUUCUGUGUCUCCUUCUCUCUCUGCCCCUCCACUGCUCAUGCUCUGUCUCUCUGUCUCAAAAAUAAACGUUAAAAAAAAUUAGGAACACAACACGACAGUCUGGGGGCUUCAACAAUAGACAGUCACUUCUCUGCAGGCUGGCAUUCUGGGAUCUGGGUGCUGGUGUGAUGGCCACCUCCUGGCUUGCAGGUGGCGCCUUCUCACAGCAUCCUCACUGGUGGCAGGGGCGGGGUGCUGUCUGAGGGUCUCUUUAUAAGGGCACUAACCCCAUUCAUGGGGCUCUACCCUUAUGCCCUAAUCAUCUCCCUGUACCUGGGGGUUAGGGCUUCGACCAAUUCUGGGGACAUAAACAUAGCAAUCCCUCAGGACCAGUAACCAGGUGAGCCACGACUGAAGAGAAAGAAGGGGCUGGAAGAUGCGGUCACUCUGUGCCCCGACCCUUUCAAAGCCAAUGUCUAGUGGACAUCAAGGAAGACGCCCCAGAUGAGAACAGCGAGGCUGAUUCCUUACAGCGCUCCAUAUCGGGGGAUCCCACGACACUUGGGUGUGGCAGAGACCCAGAGGCAGGCAGGGGAGUGGGAGACUCCACAGUGGAAGGGGGCUCAGGCACCCCGCUGGGGGCUGGGGGCGGGGAGCUAGAGCAGCGGCAUCCUUGCGAUUGGGAAAGGGAACGUGCUGGCUUUCUCCGAAGGGCCCUGCCUUGGAAGGGGGGCGGGCAGUAAGUAGGAAAGCUGGUGGUUUGGGCCAGUUGUGACCGGGGUUGUCUGUGGCUCCCCGAGCCGUGUGCUGCGGGUUCUCGACCUCAGUUCCGCUGUUGUCCAUCCCGUAUCAGUCCGUGCGUCUUGAUCUUUUGCAGCCUGAGGGUGGUUUUCUUCUCCGGAGACCAGAGGCGGAUUCCCAGGGCUGGAUUCCCAGGUGGUGCCCAUGGAGUCUGGCCCUGGGGAGGGAGGCGUGGCUCUGGCCAUCCCCCCACUGAGGCCCAGUGAGAAGUUCCACCUGUUCGUGAGCUACAGCAGCGUGGACGCCACCUGGACCCACGGGCUCAUCAGCCGCCUGGAGGCGGACCUCGCGGGGCUGAAGGUCUGCCUGCACGAGCGGGACUUCACCCCGGGGAGGAAUGUGCUGGAGAACAUGGCGGAGUGUAUCCAGCAGAGCCAGAAGGUGCUGCUGGUGCUGAGCCAGGACUUCGUGCAGAGCCGGUGGUGCCUCCUGGAGGCCGACCUGUCGCUCUUCGGCUCCUGCCUGGAGAGGAAGCCGGUCAUCCCGGUCCUGCUGAGGCCCUGCCAGGUCCCGCUGCACCUCAGCCACCUGACAUACCUGGAGGCGGCAGACAGCCACUUCUACCGCAAAGUGGUGCGGCUCCUGCUCAUGCCCAACCACCGCCUGGCCCGCUCCCUGCCCGCCUGGCGCCCCGCCGCCUCCCUGUACAGCGGGAAGAGCCUCCUGACCCUGAACUGCGUCAACAGGGACAGUCUGCCCUCGUGGAAGGCGGGCACCUUCAGCACCCUGAGCGUCCCUGACCCCCUGAAGGAGGUGCUGGAGGACCCCGAGGUGUACAAGCGAGCCGUGGGCAUCCUCAACGGGGUGCGGUCCCCCAGGUCCUGCCUCCGCUACCUGGGCUGCAGGGUCACGCUGGCCGUCUUCCUGUUUCUCGUGGCCUUGGCCCUGCUCUCCCUGCCCCUGAUUAUGGGCCUCCUGGAAAACACCCCGGAUCAGCGCUUCUUCCUCAUCUCUGCCAACAUAUUUUUCUGCCCCCUCUUCUUCGUGUUAGGAGUCAACACCCUGUGCUGGUUCAGGAGGUUCUCUAAGAAGAUGAUGCAGGAAGUGGUGCUCAGGGUGGGGGAGGCCAACCUCCUGCUGGCGCCCCACUCGCUGCUGAUGGGCUGCGACACCAUGAACAAGCUGCACUUCGUGUACGUGCUGCUGGGCGACUGCAGGCGGGUCUUCCUGGAGGCCGCGGAGGGCGAGGCCCUGUUCCGGGAGGCCCUGCUGCGCUUCUCCUGCAGCUACGCCUGCUGCGUGGCGCACGCGUACUUCCCCGCCUGCAACGAGGCGCACAGAGCCCGCGGCCACCUAGAGCUGGGCCUGUGCUUCUGCCAGUUCGUGUCCUUGCAGCUGCAGACGCACCAGGGGCGUGAGGUUAACCCCGUGUGACGCCAGCGCCGUCGGACGUCUGGACGCCCCUCAGCUGGCCCUGCGGACCAGGCCUCAAUGAGGUGCGUAGGGGACCCUCCCCUGUGGCCAAGACCUUCGCCCGCAGGCCCCACACCAGCCGGAGGACCCCGCAGCCUGCUCUGAAGGCAGAUAGGGGCUGGGGAGAGCGGCAGGCUGGCCUGUGACCCCAGGUGUCCUCAGGACGUGGCCUGCUCCUCCGAGGAAAUGCUCACUGUCUCUCUCUGGACGGCUCGUUGGCGUCCAGGGGCCGGGACAGAACCCGAUGGCUCGUUGUGGCCCCGCCCUGAGCAGCCCUUCCAGGCACCUGCCCCUCAGACUGGAGCAUG
Neofelis nebulosa (Clouded leopard) is the source of this 4905-nucleotide messenger RNA. RefSeq lists its product as uncharacterized. Gene Ontology annotation, cellular component: membrane. Bases 3329 to 4558 code for a protein of 409 amino acids. Gene Ontology annotation, biological process: immune response; inflammatory response; toll-like receptor signaling pathway. The record is from RefSeq and is a predicted model, not a curated record. The transcript has 2 exons. NCBI's taxonomy places the organism in Eukaryota, Metazoa, Chordata, Mammalia, Carnivora, Felidae. Gene Ontology annotation, molecular function: transmembrane signaling receptor activity.